Molecule: messenger RNA, 1179 nt
Organism: Penicillium canariense
Lineage: Eukaryota; Fungi; Ascomycota; Eurotiomycetes; Eurotiales; Aspergillaceae
Exons: 3
Coding region: 1-1179 (392 amino acids)
Biological process (GO): protein dephosphorylation
Cellular component (GO): nucleus; protein phosphatase 4 complex; cytoplasm
Molecular function (GO): protein phosphatase regulator activity
Source: RefSeq, a predicted model, not a curated record
AUGUCGCUAGAUGAAGAAGCCCUCGAGGCAGUCGCCAAUGGCGGCUCGAUCGACCUGUAUAUUGUCUACGAAGUGUUCCCGAUGCCCCAGGCGCCUCCGAGCUCCUACAAUGCGCAGCCGUUCCACCCACCGUCGGAGCCCAUCGAAAUUCCAGAGAGCAGUAAUAAAGAGAAUGCCGCCCCCGAAGAACCUCAAACUUUUCUUCGUCCACAAGCAACGACUGGCUCGCCGCCUUCGAGCGAUCGCAUACCGGACUCACAGCCUCAGCCUUCCUCGCAGCAGACAAAUGACACCCUUCCACCUCCACUUGCCCUCCUCCUAGGCUCCAUCCGCUCAUCCAUCCAAUCCUUCUUUGUGGAGAAGCCCCCGCACACGGUUCAAAGACUUGCCGAGCUCAUUCUUCGCCCGACUGCCCACUAUCGAACCCUACCUGCGUAUCUGCGAGCUGUGGAUCGUGUUGUUUCUGUGACCAGCUGUGUUGAUGUAUUCCCUUUUAAUGGCCCGUCUAGCGCCAGUGCGCAGCCAAACGGGCUCAUGCAUCCUACCAACAGUGCCGGGACAUAUCUGGCACCGGACUACACAAGUGGCCUGGGAAGUGAUGAGUCGCUGGGGGGUGCUCUUCUUACUCCAAUUCCGUGGUUGACUAACGCUUCCUUUACUGGCGAGGGCGCAAAUAUAUUGGAAGGGCGUAUGUUGUCGCUGAAUGGCUUAAGAGUUAAUUUAUCAACUGGAGCUGACUGGUUUACAGAAGAACCCGCACCCAUACAGCCACAGCAAGUCGAGACCACAUCAACCGCCACAGCUGAGGGUGAAGAAGAGGCUAAGACGACUUCCGUGCCUUCCCCGCCAGCAGAGUCCCCUGAUGAGGUCCCUCAUGCCCGAGGCCCUCCCGUUCUGGGUGUCGAGGAUUUGGGAUUGCAAGAUGGAAAGGGGGUAGAAAUGAACUUGGGUGAGGAAGUUGUGCAGGAUGGCGCAUCGGAGCCGUCAGUCACGGAGGCCAACCAAGGAGCUGGCGAGUCAGGCCAUGCCGACAAGGACGGUGACAUCGUUCUUGAUGACACCAAACCCAAGGAGGAAACCAAAACAGAAGACACGACAGCAGCAUCAUCUCAAGCGGGCGAGGAGACCUCUGAGGCAAUUAGUGACCCUGAACCAGUGGAGGCUGAGAAGAAAGAGUAA